UAAAUUCACACUAACUAGCUGCAGCCACACUGUCGUUUAUAUCGAUAUUUAUAAAAUACGAUACAUUUCAUUUUCGAGCAGAAAACGCUCACCCGGCAGCGGUAAUUGUGGAGCGAUAGAAACGCCAGCGCCAUGCCCAUAGACAUAGACGCACGACGACCAAGUGCCAAAAGCGAGAACAGAGCGUGAGCGACUGCCAGGAGCAGGAUCCGGAUCCGGAGUCCAUCCGCUAGUCAAGAGAGCGAGUGCCAAGCCAAGUUGCAUUUAGAUUGAGCUUCGACCAACCCAUCCCACGGCGAAAUGGGCAACAAGAACUCGUGCUGUGCGUAUUCCAGUCCGCAGUCGGACCGCAAGUCCAAGGACCUGCCGCCGGUGUUCGAGGAGCGCCACCAGCUGAGCCAUCCGCCGCACACGUCGCAGCACCAGCUGGACGGUCAUCAUGGGUCCACGUCGGCGGUGCACCUGCACCACCACCACCAUGGCCAUCACCAGCAGCAGAAUCAGCAAGGCGGCGGCGACAACUUCGAGAACCAGCAGAAUCUGCAGCACAUCUCCGAGCGAGAGGCGACGGAGGGCGAGGAGGAUCCCUCGGUGGACCCCACGGCGGCCACCAUGUUCCUGGAGCGAUCCAAGGUGGAGAACGGCGGCAUGACACGCAAGCGUUCGCAGCAGCAGAUCGCCCAGCAGGUGGGAAGCGGAGGAGGAGGCAGCACUCCCGGCGGAAAUAGUUGCGGCGGAGGCGGCGGCAUGAAGAAGAGCUCCUCCUGCUCGACUAUUUAUCUGGACGACAGCACCGUGUCGCAGCCGAAUCUGAAGAACACGGUCAAGUGCGUAUCGCUGGCCAUUUACUAUCACAUCAAGAACCGGCAGUCGGACCGGCGACUGGACAUCUUCGAUGAGAAACUGCACCCUCUGACCCACGACCAGGUACCGGAGAACUACGACACGCACAACCCGGAGCACCGGCAGAUCUACAAGUUCGUGCGCACGCUCUUCAACGCUGCCCAGCUGACGGCCGAGUGUGCGAUCAUCACGCUAGUCUACCUGGAGCGGCUGCUUACCUACGCCGAGCUCGACGUGGGUCCCUGCAACUGGAAGCGAAUGGUGUUGGGUGCAAUACUGCUCGCCUCGAAAGUGUGGGACGACCAGGCCGUUUGGAAUGUGGAUUACUGCCAGAUACUCAAAGACAUCACCGUGGAGGACAUGAACGAGUUGGAGCGGCAGUUCCUCGAGCUGCUGCAGUUCAACAUCAACGUGCCGUCCUCGGUGUACGCCAAAUACUACUUCGACCUGCGGACGCUAGCCGAGGCCAACGAGCUCAACUUCCCCACGGAGCCGCUGUCCAAGGAGCGGGCCCAGAAGCUGGAGGCCAUGUCGCGGGUGAUGCAGGACAAGGUCACCGCCGAGGCGCUGAAGAACGGGAUCAAGAAGUGGUCCUCCAUGGACAACAUCAGCCAGGGCGGGCCGCGACGCAGCGUGGCCAUACUAUCGUGAUUUAUAUUAGCUUACUAAAACAGAACAACCAUCAGCAGCAAUGAGUCAAGAAAUCUGUAUUCUGUAGGUAGUCCGUAGUCCGAUCGAUCGUAACUUGAGAACCGUAGCUCCCCUAUAAUUCGGAUUAAUUUCGUAGGCCACCCGGUUGAAUAAACUUUGCGGGAGGGUUUUUAGCCAGCACUCUAAAGGAACACCCACGCCCACACAUAGUAUGUGCAGAAUCACACUCUUAUAUAUACACAAAAACGUUUUAACCACACGUCUCGAAUUAAGGACCACUUUUUACAUAUACAUGCGAACGAUGUAUAUUCUUGUAAGCGAAACUACCGAUGCAGUCAAGGAUUUGGAGGAUUUUAACAGAGAUACAGAAGUACUACAGCAACGCGUAACCAAUUGCCAAACGAAAAAUCACAGAAACAGUAAUGAAUUGUUUGUAAAAAGGCUUAAAUAUUGUAAUGGACUCGGCCACCCUGCUGGCAUCCAAUCAAUUUAAUCUCAACGGUUGGCCUCGGCUGAGAAAUCGUCAUUUACUUAGCGUCCGCGCCCAGAACAUUUCCCUGUACAUUUGUUACGAAUUUAAUUUGUUUACUUUGCCCAAUUCUAAUAUCUUAAUAUGAUUUCGUGUGAUUCUUAUAGUUUCCAUUUAGCUUUAUACGAUGAACAAUAUUCGGCUUCCCCGCAUCAGGCUUAAGGCACAAAUGAAGGGGCGCGGCCUGCGGCAGGUUGAUUUGUUUUUUGGUUUUUAGCAUUAGAAAACAAACAGAAGAUGAGCAAGAAAGAGCACAGCGCAAUAUUAACCCAAAAGAUUUGUGAGUAAAUUAAUGUACUAGACAUAUAAGGAUACGAAUUAUAUGCAAAAUGUAUUUUAUUUUGUAAUUUAUUUUACGAUAAAGCUAAAUAAAAGCAAAUCAAAGAAAA
This is a messenger RNA of Drosophila rhopaloa, 2412 nucleotides long. RefSeq names its product cyclin-Y-like protein 1 (gene CycY). The transcript is spliced from 3 exons. The coding region runs from base 301 to 1494 and encodes 397 amino acids. Gene Ontology annotation, biological process: regulation of canonical Wnt signaling pathway; regulation of cyclin-dependent protein serine/threonine kinase activity. NCBI's taxonomy places the organism in Eukaryota, Metazoa, Arthropoda, Insecta, Diptera, Drosophilidae. Gene Ontology annotation, molecular function: cyclin-dependent protein serine/threonine kinase activator activity; protein kinase binding. Gene Ontology annotation, cellular component: plasma membrane. The record is from RefSeq and is a predicted model, not a curated record.